AUGGUCAAAGGAUUAACUCCCCAAAGCACCGCAGUGGCGCAGUUAGGUCUAGGUCACUCUUACUCCCGAGCCAAGGUUAAGUUCAAUGUCAACCGUGUGGACAACAUGAUAAUCCAGAGUAUCGCUCUUUUGGACCAAUUGGACAAGGACGUUAAUACUUUUAGCAUGCGUAUCCGCGAGUGGUACUCCUACCACUUCCCAGAAUUGGUUAAAAUCGUCCCCGAACAUUACACUUACGCGCGAGUAGCUCAAUUCAUUAAAAAUCGCAAAGAUCUAAAUGCCGACAAAAUGGCGGAUCUUGAAGAAAUUGUAAUGGACAGUGCUAAGGCUCAAGCAAUUCUUGACGCUUCCAAAUCUUCCAUGGGUAUGGACAUCUCCCCAAUAGACUUGAUAAACAUUGAAAUGUUUGCUGGUCGCGUAAUUGCCCUUGCUGAUUACCGAAAACAGCUUGCGGAGUACUUGCGCAGCAAAAUGGCCGGUGUGGCGCCGAAUCUUGCGACGCUUAUUGGCGACCAAGUGGGCGCUAGGCUUAUUGCGCAUGCUGGAUCGCUGACUAAUCUUGCCAAGUAUCCAGCUUCUACUGUUCAGAUCUUAGGAGCGGAAAAAGCUCUAUUUAGAGCACUGAAAACUAAAGGCAAUACUCCUAAGUACGGACUACUCUUCCACUCGACCUUUAUUGGGCGAGCUGGAGCUAAAAAUAAAGGAAGAAUCUCUAGAUACCUUGCCAACAAAUGCAGUAUCGCUUCUAGAAUUGAUUGCUUCACUGACGCGCCAUCUUGCGUUUUUGGCGAGAAACUUAGGCAGCAAGUUGAAGACAGGCUUAAGUUUUAUGAAACCGGCGAUGUUCCCAAGAAGAACAUUGAGGUUAUGAAGGAAGCUUUGGCUGAAGCGGCCCUUGCUAUUGAAGCGGAGGUUAAUGGAAAUGGAGAAGUAGAAGGAGAAAAGAAGAAGAAAAAGAAGAAUAAGAAGAGGAAGGCUGAAGAGGCGGAUAUUGGUCAAGAGGAGGCAGUUAAUGGAGAGGAAAAUGGCGUUGGGAAAGAAAAUGGCGAGAAGAAGAAAAAGAAGAAGAAGAAGAAGAGUGAGGCGGAGUAA
This is a messenger RNA of Cotesia congregata, 1092 nucleotides long. The record is from the annotation of a GenBank genome assembly. NCBI's taxonomy places the organism in Eukaryota, Metazoa, Arthropoda, Insecta, Hymenoptera, Braconidae.